AAUUUUUUAGUUGAAAAUUCAAUCCAAACAUUUAAGCAUUUCACCUGCCCUCAUUGUUUCGUUUCACUGCACGAAACACGAGAUCAGCCACCCUUCCUCCAUCUUUCUUUUUUAUUUAAAAUUUCACCAACUAAAUUGGAGAACCACCGAUCUUUUAAGCUCUCUCCAUCUAUUAACUGUCAUGGAGGCCUCCUACGACCCCGAACAAAACCCACCACUCCAUGCUCCCUUGCUAGACCGGUCCUCACCCCGGACUGGACGUUUUGCAGCCGUCUUUGCCUGCCUCUUUUCCUUGAUCUCGCUCCUGGCAUUAAUCAUUAACCAAACCCAACAACCGUUUGAGAAAGUGCAGCCAAGAGGGGUGGCUGAAGGUGUGUCAGCCAAGUCAAAUCCAUCUUUAUUGAACCAAGUUCCCUUUAAUUGGACUAACGCUAUGUUUUCUUGGCAAAGAAGUGCUUACCAUUUUCAGCCCCAAAAGAAUUGGAUGAAUGAUCCUAACGGUCCAUUGUAUCAUAAGGGAUGGUACCAUCUUUUCUACCAAUACAACCCUUAUUCAGCUAUAUGGGGUAACAUCACAUGGGGCCAUGCCGUAUCGAGGGAUCUCAUUCAUUGGCUCUAUCUUCCACUAGCCCUGGUCCCAGAUCACUGGUACGAUAUCAAAGGUGUAUGGACGGGGUCUGCCACUAUCUUGCCAGAUGCUCAAAUCAUAAUGCUUUACACUGGCGAAACCAACGAGUCUGUGCAGGUACAAAAUCUUGCAUAUCCUGCCAACUUGUCUGAUCCCCUCCUCCUUCACUGGUUAAAAUACCCGGGCAACCCUGUUAUGGUCCCCCCACCCGGUAUUAAACCCGACGAUUUCCGGGACCCAACAACAGCUUGGCUUGGACCCGAAGGUACCUGGCGUCUCACCAUGGGCUCAAAGUUUAAUACCACCAUUGGAAUAUCCCUCGUUUAUCAUACCACAAACUUUAGGGAUUAUGAACAAUUGGAUGGGGUUUUACAUGCGGUUCCGGGUACGGGUAUGUGGGAAUGCGUGGAUUUCUAUCCCGUUGCAAUAAACGGCUCGGUGGCGUUGGACACGUCAUCAUUCGGGCCUGGAAUUAAGCAUGUGUUAAAGGCUAGCUUGGAUAAUACAAAGGUUGACCAUUAUGCCAUCGGGACUUAUGCCCCGAAAACGGAUAAAUGGACACCCGAUAACCCGGAAGAGGAUGUGGGUAUCGGGUUGAAAGUGGAUUACGGAAGAUACUAUGCCUCAAAGACAUUUUUUGAUCAGCAUAAACAAAGGAGGGUUCUUUGGGGUUGGAUUAAUGAAACUGAUACUGAAACUGCUGACCUCAAAAAGGGAUGGGCUUCCCUUCAGACAAUUCCCAGGACUGUUCUAUAUGACAACAAGACUGGAACCAAUUUACUUCAAUGGCCAGUGGAAGAAGUAGAGAGCUUGAGAUUGAACAGUACAAUGUUUAAGGAGGUGCUAGUUGAACCAGGAUCUGUUGUGCCCCUUGACAUAGGCACCACCACUCAGUUGGAUAUACUAGCAGAGUUUGAAAUAGAGCCAUUGAUAUCUAGUACUACGAAUGAAAUCGGUAAUUGCGGUGAUGGUGCAGUUGAUAGGAGCACUUACGGACCAUUUGGCCUCCUGGUUAUUGCUGAUGCUUCACUUUCUGAGUUGACUCCUAUAUAUUUCCGUCCUCUUAAUGCAUCUGAUGGUACUCUCAAGACUUACUUUUGCAUCGACGAAACAAGGUCUUCUAAAGCUUCCGACGUCUUCAAAAAAGUAUAUGGAGGCAAAGUUCCUGUGCUUGAUGAUGAGAACUACAAUAUGAGGGUAUUGGUGGAUCAUUCAAUUGUGGAAAGCUUUGCUCAGGGAGGGAGGACAGUGAUAUCAUCAAGAAUUUAUCCAACGGAAGCCAUCUAUGGAGCAGCCAGGUUGUUCUUGUUCAACAAUGCAACUGGAGUAAAUGUGAGGGCCACACUCAAAAUAUGGGAAUUGAAUUCUGCCUUUAUUCGUCCUUUCCCCUUCGAAAGAGACAGUGUAUAGAAAUGAAUGCUCUAAUAUCCUUGAUCUGUGAGGGUGGGAUAAAUGUCUUGGUUGCCUCUGUGGCAGGGAAAAAGAUUUCUAGUGUUUUCUAUUUUUCUGUUCGGGCUGCCAUUGAAAUUAUUUUGUAUUACAUUGGUUUCAUUUCGGAAAUUAAAUUAAUUAAAUUUUAGAUUCUUAA
Molecule: messenger RNA, 2216 nt
Organism: Gossypium arboreum
Lineage: Eukaryota; Viridiplantae; Streptophyta; Magnoliopsida; Malvales; Malvaceae
Product: acid beta-fructofuranosidase 1, vacuolar-like
Exons: 7
Coding region: 182-2038 (618 amino acids)
Biological process (GO): carbohydrate metabolic process
Molecular function (GO): beta-fructofuranosidase activity
Source: RefSeq, a predicted model, not a curated record